AGCGCGUUAUUACCCCCGCAGGCCGGGUUACCGUUUCCUUUAUUUUGAAUAAUAAAACGGAAACUAUAAAUCCACCACCUUGUCGAAGAUCCACCAGCGGCGAUUUCUCCGGCAACUUCUUCAAUUCCCGGAGAAUCGCCCGAUCUCCUGUAGUCUCAGCAGGAAUACAAGAUGAGCGACGUGUUUGAAGGAUACGAACGCCAAUACUGCGAGCUCUCCGCGAACCUUUCGAGAAAGUGUACGGCAGCUGGUGCCGUCGAUGGAGAGCAAAAGAAACAGAAAGUUUCUGAGAUAAAGUCUGGAAUUGAUGAAGCGGAAUCUUUGAUCCGAAAAAUGGAUCUUGAGGCAAGAAGUUUGCAACCUAAUGUUAAGGCUGUCCUACUUGCCAAGUUGAGGGAAUAUAAAUCAGAUCUGAACAAUCUGAAAAGUGAAGUCAAAAGAAUUGUAUCUGGUAACUUAAAUGCGACUGCCCGAGAUGAGCUGUUGGAAUCAGGCAUGGCAGAUGCACUCACGGCAUCUGCUGAUCAGAGAACAAGAUUAAUGAUGUCAACGGAGAGAUUAGGCAAAUCGGGUGACAGGAUUAAGGAUAGCAGAAGAACCAUGCUGGAAACAGAGGAGCUUGGUGUCUCAAUUCUUCAGGAUUUGCAUUCUCAGAGACAGUCUCUCUUGCAUGCUCAUAACACGCUGCAUGGAGUGGAUGACAACAUAGGAAAGAGCAAGAGGAUUAUGACUGCCAUGUCUAGGAGGAUGAGCAGGAAUAAGUUGAUCAUUGGCUCCAUUGUUGCAGUUCUUGUCAUCGCAAUCAUCUUGAUCUUGUAUUUUAAACUUGCUAAAUGAGUACAUUUUCUCUUGUUGGGCUUCUGGGUGUCCAAGUGACACCAUUUUCGCCUUCUACCGUUCUUGGUUCUUGUGAGCUUGCAAUUGAGUGCUAAGUAAAGAUACUUUGCUGCGCAGUUGACAGUAACAUGUUGAUUUGCUUUUGUUCAUUGUUGGAUGUAUAAUGUGUUCUCAAUUUUUUGUCGGAUGUAAUGUCGGUUCCUCUAUUAUGAUGAGUAAAAAUGGAAUGGAUUAUGAUUAAUCAUAACUUAAA
Molecule: messenger RNA, 1090 nt
Organism: Carya illinoinensis
Lineage: Eukaryota; Viridiplantae; Streptophyta; Magnoliopsida; Fagales; Juglandaceae
Product: vesicle transport v-SNARE 13-like
Exons: 6
Coding region: 172-837 (221 amino acids)
Biological process (GO): vesicle-mediated transport; intracellular protein transport; vesicle fusion
Cellular component (GO): late endosome membrane; endoplasmic reticulum membrane; Golgi apparatus
Molecular function (GO): SNARE binding; SNAP receptor activity
Source: RefSeq, a predicted model, not a curated record